Messenger RNA from Neodiprion virginianus, 927 nucleotides. RefSeq names its product ERI1 exoribonuclease 2-like. Gene Ontology annotation, biological process: exonucleolytic trimming to generate mature 3'-end of 5.8S rRNA from tricistronic rRNA transcript (SSU-rRNA, 5.8S rRNA, LSU-rRNA). Bases 121 to 840 code for a protein of 239 amino acids. Gene Ontology annotation, molecular function: nucleic acid binding; 3'-5'-RNA exonuclease activity. The record is from RefSeq and is a predicted model, not a curated record. The transcript is spliced from 2 exons. NCBI's taxonomy places the organism in Eukaryota, Metazoa, Arthropoda, Insecta, Hymenoptera, Diprionidae.
GCAGGCCAGGCUGGUUUGGGUGGUGGAACGCUUCGGAACAUCAUCAACUUCCAGUUUUUUUUUUUACUGUUAUCGCUUGUCCUGCAUCGCCGCAUUGCUUUUUGUCAACUGACAGAGGCGAUGGCCGAAGAUAGGACCGAGUCAUUAGCUAGGAGGUUGAACCUAGUGGAGCGAUUGGUGAUACCAGAAUCUGCUGCUGGCGGUUCGCGAAAUCCAGAGGGUCCGCGACACUUGAUAGCGCUGAAACUCCUAAGUACAAAGACGGACGAGUCCUCAACGGGAACUGACGGAGAGGUCAUAGACUUCGCAGCUGUUGUAGUCAGCCUGGUGACGGAGAAUAUCGUCGCUGCGUUUCAUCAGCACGUAAUGCCAACCGAGCAACCAACUUUGUCAAGCCAUUGUGUGCAAUCUACCGGAGUAUCACAGGAAGCCGCGGAUAACGGAGUACCUUUGAAAACUUGCCUCAUGUUGUAUUCGAAUUGGCUUGUGAAACUGGAGAAGGACGUUGGCUUGAAAUUACCGUCGAAGCAAGACCCUAAAAAUCCCGUUACGAUCCCGGUGACCUGGUCCGAUUUGGACUUGGGAACGUGCCUGCCGAUCGAAGCCAGGAGAAAACGACUCGUUUACGUUAAGCAUUUGUCUACUUGGCUCGAUUUGCGUGCUAUAUGGAUUGAACAUCACAACACGUUACCUAGAAAUAUGAGAGACGCGAUGGCCAGGAUGAAAUUAAAAUGGAAGGAGAAAGAAUAUCUUAGCUUAGAGUAUGCGACUAACAUAGCAAACCUUGCCUUGGCCAUGCGCGAGAAGGGAUGCGAAUUGAAAAUCACGUCAAGCGUUUGACCUCUAACACACGUCUGACGGUGAAAUAUAUCCAACAAAAAUUUUUUGUAAGGGAAAUAGUUUUGCGAAAAAUUUUUCCUUAGGAUU